This is a messenger RNA of Anopheles coustani, 2646 nucleotides long. RefSeq lists its product as uncharacterized. The transcript has a single exon. Gene Ontology annotation, molecular function: protein binding. The record is from RefSeq and is a predicted model, not a curated record. Lineage: Eukaryota; Metazoa; Arthropoda; Insecta; Diptera; Culicidae. The coding region runs from base 1 to 2601 and encodes 866 amino acids.
AUGGCGCGUCUGUGGAACGCGACGGUGUUGUUAGCCCUGUUGCUAGGGUGGAGUGCGGUGCGGCUGGUGGAAGGAUGCCCGGCGGAGGUGUGCGUGUGCAAGUGGAAGGGUGGCAAACAGACGGUCGAGUGUGGGGGUCGGUUCUUGAACCGCCUGCCGGAUGGGAUGGAUCCGGGCACGCAGGUGCUUAACUUCUCCAGCAACAGCCUGAUGAUACUGCCGAGCGAGCGCUUCAAGAAGAUGGAGCUGAUCAACCUGCAGAAGAUCUACCUGGCUCGCAACCAGAUCAGUAAGAUCCACGAUCGAGCGUUCCGGGGGUUGACGAACCUGGUCGAGCUGGACCUCUCGGAGAACGCACUGACGGAGGUGCCGUCGGAGACGUUCCAGGACUACUCGGCGCUGAUGCGGCUCACGCUGAGUGGCAACCGCAUCCGGGCGAUACGGGCCAACGCCUUCAAGCAGCUGUCCUACCUGACCACGCUCGAGCUGAGCAACUGCCAGGUGGAGCUGGUCGAGGAUGAGGCGUUCAUCGGUAUGGACAACCUCGAGUGGUUACGGUUGGAUGGGAACCGGAUCGCGACAAUCCGGGGAGCGCACGUCCUCCCGGAGUCGCUGCACGGUAUCAACCUGCAGGGCAAUCGGUGGCACUGUGACUGCCAGCUCACCGAUAUCCACACCUGGCUCAAUAGCUUCAAUGUACCGCAGCGCGAGGAGAUCAAGUGCGCUGGUCCGGCGCGACUUGCCGGUGAAACCAUCAAGGCACUUCCCUUGGACGACCUGGCCUGCAUGCCCGUCAUUACACCGGAGACGUCGUACCGGGAAAUAGCUGAGGGGCGCAACAUUUCACUGGAUUGUCGGAUAGCGGGAACUCCCGAACCAUCCAUAGCCUGGCUGUUCCAGGGACAGAUCCUUCUCAACGACAGCUUGCUCGCGCCGAGCCUUCACCUGUACUACUACGUGGACGAGGUGGACGGCGAGAAGCACAGCGAGUUGUUCAUCUACAACAUCACACCGGACGACAACGGGACGUACUCGUGCGUCGCUGAGAACUCGGCGGGACGGGUGCAAACCAACUACACGCUGCACGUGAUCGUGAAGGAGGAACCGGUCGUCGAGCAGGUCACGUUCUCCGAGGAGUACUUCCUGGUGAUAGUGGGAGCGAGUGCGGCCGUUGGUUUCCUCGUGUUCCUGCUCGUCUGCGUCAUCGUGUGCCGCUGUGCCCGGUCGCGCCGCACCACGGUGGCGGGCAAAAAGGGCGCCAGCCGAACGGAGGGCCAAUGCACACCGAACCAGAAGUGUGCCUCGAUCACCAACGAGCUCGGGGAACCACUAACGGCGGCCAAGAUGAACGGUGGACUAGGGCUAGGUGACGGUGGAAGUCCGCAGGACAUCGUGCUGUACCUCAACACGAAUCCCAACGGGCUGGAUAAGGCAGUGCUGAACAACAUGACAGCGAUGGCACAGUUCUGCAGUCCACCGUCGGCCCGGAGCUACCAAGAUCAGAACCCGGACUUGAUCAACGACGCGGAGAGUGGCCAGCACAAGGGUAGACCGAGGCCACCGGAAGCCCUCGACUCCGAUCUGGGAGAGAAAGACUCGGACGAGCAGAGUAGCGUACAGGACGGUGGAAGUGAGGCCAGCUUCCAGCAGAACGCGGGCCCUGCCUACUACCCGCCGGUGGCGUUACGGGGCCCCCGUUUCGUCGCAUCUGCCCUUUCCACCUUGCCACGGGGUGGACUCACCUGCAAAGACGCACAAGGGCUCGCUGCGUACCAACACCAAGUCGACAUCCACCUAAGCCCCGGGUGUUUUCUCGAUCAAAAUGGCUACCCGGUGGACUUGGGUCUGAUGGCUGCGGCGACAGCGACACCUAGCGGGCCCACGGUGAACUACUACCGAACGUUGCCGCACAAAAAACAGCGCGAAGCGGCGGCAGCAGGCGGUGCGGGCAAGGUGCGUUACGCCAACGACGCUGAGUUCAUCAGUCGGGCUCACCAGGCGCAAGCGUACCAGCUGUACGGCCCAGCCGACGUUCGAUACACGGCCGAAGGGUAUCCGCAGGGUGCCGACCCUUCGCAGGCGCAGUUCCCAUCGCCACCGGACGGUUACAAGGGGGACGUGCAACCCGUGGCCUACAUGAGCUCGACGGCGGCGGCCGCCUUCUGCGUCGGCCCGUCUCCUUCCAUGCCGCCCCAGCAGUGGCCCACCUUCCUGCCCGGCUUCCAUCCGCAGCUCAUUCCCAUCAUGACGUCGGCGCCUUCGGUUGGAUCUCCCGUGGGGGCGGCACCGCCACCCGACUACAGCGGCCUUCGGGGAGCUCCCGGGGCACUCCUUUCAUCCCCCAUGAUGGCCUCCAGCGUCAGCCAGCAGACGCAAUCCAGCAGUGGCCAGCAGCAACAGCAGCAGCAGCAACAACAGCUGAAGAAGUGUUCCGUGGGUGCGCAGACAUCCGAGCUGGAUAAGGACGUCAUCCCGGAGCAGCGCGAAGAGGAGGAGGAAGCGGAGCACGAGUCGGUGAAGCUGAGGCACCUGACGGGUCCGCUGGCCGACAGUCCCGACGAGGGGUACGUCGGGGACAGCCACGAGACGAGCGACAUCUGACAGAAGGCCAAACCACCGCCGCUCGAUCCGCCAAUGCAUCACCAC